AUGUGCAGGACACGCCCGGAGUCCCUCAAGGGGGACCCUGGCACUCGCCAACUUCCUAAGGGAAACCAUCCUAAGGGAUGUGCAGGACACGCCCGGAGCCUCUUAAGGGAGGCCCUGGCACUCGCCAACUUCCUAAGGGAAACCAUCCUAAGGGAUGUGCAGAACACGCCCGGAGUCCCUCAAGGGGGGACCCUGGCACUCGCCAACUUCCUAAAAGAAACCAUCCUAAGGGAUGUGCAGGACACGCCCGGAGCCUCUUAA
Prunus armeniaca (apricot) is the source of this 261-nucleotide messenger RNA. The record is from the annotation of a GenBank genome assembly. NCBI's taxonomy places the organism in Eukaryota, Viridiplantae, Streptophyta, Magnoliopsida, Rosales, Rosaceae.